This is a messenger RNA of Orbilia oligospora ATCC 24927, 1299 nucleotides long. RefSeq lists its product as uncharacterized. The record is from RefSeq and is a predicted model, not a curated record. The transcript is spliced from 4 exons. NCBI's taxonomy places the organism in Eukaryota, Fungi, Ascomycota, Orbiliomycetes, Orbiliales, Orbiliaceae. The coding region runs from base 1 to 1299 and encodes 432 amino acids.
AUGCCUAGACCAGCGAAGAACGUAGCGAAGAAGGAAGCCGCUCUGCCAAGAGCUACUGGCAACGGCUCCGAAAACGCGUCUGCGAAGAGAACGCCCUGGGAACAAGCCCCUGCUCCUUCGAAGAAGCGUGGGCGACAGUCAGCAGAGGCUGACCAGAAUGCGACGCCUGUAAAGCGUCGCAAACCAAAUCCAAAGGCGGCGCUGCCGAACGCCGAAGGGGACAUAGAGCCAGCGGCAGCUUCUGAGCACGAGGCUCAGACUUCAGGACUGGAAGAAAGAUUGGCAAGGGCCGAAGAAGGGGCAGCCAUGUCCGAGGCCAUGCUGGCCAGAGCCGAAAAGAAAAUUCGGCAGCUGGAAGCUCGGAUCCAAAGGUUGGAUGCGAGUUUGAAGAACGAGAAGAAACGGGGCCAGCUUGCAGAGCUCCGUCGACAGGACGCGGUGUUCCGUUUGGAACAAAAUAUCGAAAAGGCCAAGGUGAAAUCAGUCAUCUUUGGCGAAGACGCAGAGCGGAGUUCAGAAGUCCUCUUCGGAGGCAAUAUUGCAGGGUGGGCCGUCGAUGCCUUUACGGACAUCGACGUGUCCACCCUAGUUUCAGAGCUAGAAGCUCUGGGGGAAGACCCAGGCUUCCAAAGUUUUUUCUCGCUCGGGUGUUUCAAUGCCUCUAUUACAGAGGCAUUGAGGUCACUCCAAGGCCCGGCGUUCUUCGAGGCACUUGUGUCCUCAACACUGGUCGAAAAGUUUUUCGACAACCCGUUCUUUGCAUGCCCGCCACUAAUGCGGGAUGCCUUAACUGCCGUCCGCGAUAAAAUCGCGGAAACCGAUCUACCAGCAGCCUGUAAAUGGACUGCUGAUACCGUGGCGCAGAUUGCCACGUCCGAUAAAAUCGGCGUGGAGAACUAUCGCAGGGGGGUCGCGGAGACCCUCAACCGUUACAUGAGGGUGGUCAUCGACAAGAAUGACUACCUCACACCGGGGGACGUCCAGGGGCUUGAGAAGCUCCUGGAUACCAUCGUCCAGGAAAGUGCAGAGCUUGCUCUGCAUUGGCACAGUCACGAGCAGAAGUUUGGGGUCUUCAAAACCCCGGGUGAAGUUUUGUGGGGGGAGGAGUUGGAGAAGUUUUGUGUCCCUCAUGGGAGGGAGUUGGAGGAGGUUCGGGGGCCGGGAGCCUGGAAGGUGGUGGCGACAGUUAGGCCGGGCUUCGUAUUUUAUACGAGCCCGGUCGACGCUCGUCGCCUAAAGGAGCCUGGCGUUUGGACGAAGGCGAGACUGGCUGUUCGAGAGGUUGUCGAAGCCGAUUAA